AUGGCGCUAGCCAACAGCUCCUCCACGUUGCACCCGGUGAAAAACGAAAACAUCGUGGACAGCACGGCCGCUACCACCGUGGGCGCCCUCAUCCUCAGCCUGGUCUUCCUCUUGGGCUUACCCGGCAACCUCUUUGUCAUCUGGAGCAUCAUGGCUCGGGCCCGAAAGCAAACCAUCACCACGCUCCUCAUCCUCAACCUGGCCAUCGCCGACGGUUCGCUGAUGGCGUUGACGCCGUUCUUCAUUGCUUACUUGGUGAUGAAGAGGUGGGUGUUUGGGACAGUGAUGUGCAAGGUGCUCUUCUACCUGUGCCUGGCCAACAUGUACGCCUCCAUCCACAUCAUCACCCUCAUGAGUCUCUAUCGGCUGCUGGCCGUACUGCGGCCGCAGCGCGUGAGCGUCCUGGUGGGCCAACGGACGGUGGCGUGGACGCUGGCGCUCAUGUGGGCGUUGGUGGCAAUCGCCUCCGUUCCCGCGAUCGUCUUCCGCGACGUGAGGACCAAUGCCGACCGCGCCAUCUGCGACUCCUACCACGACGACGAGAGUCACACGGUGGUCCAGUACAUGCUGGAACUUGUUUUGGGUUUCCUGAUCCCGUACAGCAUCGUGGUGGUCAGCUACAUCUGCAUCCUACGCCGCAUCCGACAGACCAAAUUCCGCCGACGCAUUCGUAGCGAGAAACUCAUCUUGGCCAUCGUGGUGACCUUUUGUGCCUUCUGGCUGCCCUACCACAUGGUCAACAUGGUGCAGGUCACGUGGGCGCUCUGUCCUGAGGGUUCGGUUAAAACAACGCUGGCGAAAAUCUGGCACCGAAGUCGCGCUGUCACGUCCGCUGUGGCCUUCAUCAGCAGCUGCGCCAACCCGGUGCUGUACUUCUUUGCCGGCAAGUCAUACAUCCGGCGCGAGGGUCUGGCCUUCAUGGCCCGCCUGUUUGAGGCGGCCGCCCUGGAUUCCAUCUCCAGGAAGAGCCGUCAGAACAGCCAGAACAGCCGCGACAAGGACAAAGAGGCAGAUGGGGUCAUGCUGAAGGACAAAUUUCAGGACUCCAACUCGAGCGCCAAUGUCAAAGUGCUGAAGUCUCCGACGUGACGAAGCCUCUGACAUCUCGCCGCUGCUGGCUGGCAUCUCCGAAUGUCUCGUCCGUCCUUUGGCACGGUGAGCUGUCCUGAUGAACAAUGAGGACGGCGAGCCUCAAAAGAAGAGCUCGGGGACUUAUUGAUGUCCAUUUUUUUUCUUGCCAUGGUCUGUGUUGUUGUCUUAUGCAAGUAUGUCUUUGCAUAACAGAAAAGGUCCAAAUAAACAAGCUGUUCCAGCCGCACCGUUACAAAAA
Syngnathus typhle (broad-nosed pipefish) is the source of this 1330-nucleotide messenger RNA. Its product is annotated as leukotriene B4 receptor 1-like. NCBI's taxonomy places the organism in Eukaryota, Metazoa, Chordata, Actinopteri, Syngnathiformes, Syngnathidae. Gene Ontology annotation, cellular component: membrane. Gene Ontology annotation, molecular function: leukotriene receptor activity. Bases 1 to 1089 code for a protein of 362 amino acids. The transcript has 4 exons. The record is from RefSeq and is a predicted model, not a curated record. Gene Ontology annotation, biological process: immune response; G protein-coupled receptor signaling pathway.